GUGGUACAGAUCUCCAUACGGCGUUGUCUCGUGCUCUCCCGCUUUACUCGUUGCCCAGGGAAAGUAGUCGCGAUGUCCGGAGGUCUCGACGUGCUGCAGAUGAGGGAGGAGGAUGUGCUGAAGUUCCUGGCAGCAGGAACCCAUCUGGGAGGAACCAACCUGGACUUCCAGAUGGAGCACUAUGUGUACAAAAGGAAGUCUGAUGGUGUGUACAUUAUCAACCUGAAGAAAACAUGGGAGAAGCUGCUUCUGGCAGCUCGUGCCAUUGUCGCCAUUGAGAAUCCAGCUGACGUCUGCGUCAUCUCUUCCAGGAACACUGGACAGAGAGCUGUGUUGAAGUUCGCCUCUGCCACCGGCGCCACCACCUUUGCUGGGCGCUUCACCCCCGGGACCUUCACCAACCAGAUCCAGGCUGCCUUCCGGGAGCCCCGUCUCCUGAUCGUCACCGACCCCCGUGCCGAUCACCAGCCCCUGACCGAGGCCUCCUACGUCAACAUCCCCACCAUUGCGCUGUGUAACACGGACUCUCCUCUGAGAUACGUGGACAUUGCCAUCCCCUGCAACAACAAGGGACACCACUCUGUGGGUCUGAUGUGGUGGAUGCUUGCCAGGGAGGUGCUCAGGAUGAGGGGAACCAUCUCCAGGGAGCACCCAUGGGAGGUCAUGCCUGAUCUGUACUUCUACAGAGAUCCUGAGGAGAUUGAGAAGGAGGAACAGGCUGCAGCGGAGAAGGCUGUCGGGAAGGAGGAGUUCCAGGGAGAGUGGACCGCCCCUGUGGCUGAGUUUGCUCAGCCUGAGGUUGCUGACUGGUCUGAGGGCGUGCAGGUGCCCUCUGUCCCCAUCCAGCAGUUCCCGGCAGGUAUGGAGGCUGCUCCCCCUGCAAAGGCUAACCCAGCUGCCACCGAGGUAUAUGCCGAGGAUUGGAGUGCCCAGCCUGCCACUGAAGAUUGGUCAGCUGCCCCCACUGCCCAGGCUUCUGACUGGGGCGGUGCUACUGCCGAUUGGUCCUAGGCGAUCCUUAUGAAACAUCAAUGUGAUAUAGCUUGCCUCAAGUGAAAUCAAUAAACAUGGUUGUUUAAAAAAAUGUC
This is a messenger RNA of Megalops cyprinoides (Indo-Pacific tarpon), 1088 nucleotides long. It is a transcript of the gene rpsa, whose product is annotated as ribosomal protein SA. Gene Ontology annotation, biological process: cytoplasmic translation; ribosomal small subunit assembly. The record is from RefSeq and is a predicted model, not a curated record. The coding region runs from base 73 to 1011 and encodes 312 amino acids. The transcript has 8 exons. Gene Ontology annotation, molecular function: structural constituent of ribosome; laminin receptor activity. Gene Ontology annotation, cellular component: cytosolic small ribosomal subunit; ribosome; 90S preribosome. Lineage: Eukaryota; Metazoa; Chordata; Actinopteri; Elopiformes; Megalopidae.